Messenger RNA from Durotheca rogersii, 2220 nucleotides. RefSeq lists its product as uncharacterized. NCBI's taxonomy places the organism in Eukaryota, Fungi, Ascomycota, Sordariomycetes, Xylariales, Xylariaceae. The record is from RefSeq and is a predicted model, not a curated record. The transcript is spliced from 5 exons. The coding region runs from base 1 to 2220 and encodes 739 amino acids.
AUGCAUCUUGUCCUCUUCUAUUUGUUUCAAUUCGCCGCUCUCUGGCUAUCUUUGGCCAGCACCCAGAGUCCGACCCGCGUCUCUUCGACAGUGCUAGCCCCCAUCUACGAACAAGGGCUGUCGAACCUGAAGCAGAGCCCCGUCCUCUCCAACCCGUAUAUCGGCGGCCUAGAUUGGAGGAUGUGUUGCAAGCUGGCAGUCAACGAAACCGUCUUUGUCGAAAACGGCACUCUUUUCAUUCGGCCCGGACAGACAUUCUUCACCGGCACGAUUGAGAGCUUGGAGGAGUUCCCUAGAUUCCCGUGCGGCGCUCAAUUCGACGGGAAUCUAGAGGCGCCUCGGCAACAGUUUUGGGUCCCUUACUCCUGGUGCCACGACCGUUGCCCGGGAUGGGGGCUAACCAAGUUCACCUCCCCAGAGGAAUGGCUGAAACCGAUGAUUUUGUUUAUAAUCCCGUCGGUCGCCUUUUGCCUCAACAUCCCUCGACGCCGGCGAUUAAGGGUUCCAAGUACGGUGUUCUCGAACCAAUAUCUCAACUUCACGGCGUUUCUCAGCUUCAUACUUAAACUCCCCUUGGCGUCGUUUAUCAUCACACUCGACAUUGUUGUGUGGACUUGCGUGGUGUUCUCGACCGCCGGUAUCAUGAUGACCUCCGGAGUCUACGAAGCGCUUCUCGACGCACGAGUCCUAGGGUAUUUGCGAAAAAAAAUUCACGACAACUCCUUCACGGUACUGGAGAGGGCAUGUGUCCUGCUUGUCGUCCUGAUCGGUAACUUGGACGACGAUGCAUUGACGUCAAGCAGGGCUUCAGUAGAUAGCCUACCAAACGACACCGUCCUGUCCAGAGUUCAGACGGAACGGCACAACAGCUUGACGGCGCACAACUCCAAUGAAACCGCUGCACACGCACCCCAAGGCCCGGAUGACAGCGGCUCGCUCCCAAACAUCGGACACAUAUACACUAGAGAAGAAAAGCGGAAAAUCGAUGCCUUCAAACAAAAGCUGAAGGCCAUAUUGGACUCUCAGGUCAGCUUCGGUAGCUCCGUGGGAGCUCCUGUGGUGUUUUAUAUCGCCUCAUUCAUUUGGUCAGUCUACGAAGUGCGCGAAGAUUUGGGCUCGUAUCUGACGGCACACCAACUCGCGUAUGGCAUGUUCUGGACCACGAUCCCUCACGUUGCCCUCGUCAGUUGUCUGCUCCUCGCGACCAACAAUACGAACAUCUGGGAAGCCGCCGCGCCCGAGGCCGCCACGCUCGAAUCCGCCACGCCCCAAACCGCUGCAUCUGAAACCACUGCGUCCGAAGCGACAGAGUCCGAAGCGGCAACGCCCAGAGCGGCAACGCCCAAAGCGGCAGUGGUCCGGGAAACCGCCGUUGUCAAAGAGGGCCUAGACCGCCCUACGUGGCUUCGGCACCUUCUGCAAAAAUUACUCGAUGCUGUGUUCGCAUCGGCCUACGAAACAUCGAAGUUCAAGUCGGCGUGGAUGUGGAAUAGGGGGGAGAACAAGGGCACGUUUAUCAGGAAGGUUGCCAAGCGCAAUGAGUUCCUUGAAAAGAUGUACCGGGAAGUGCUGAAGGAUACGCUCGGGAAAGACCUGGUAAUUACGGAGUCGCAUAGCUACAACUGGGAAAAAACUCCACUUUUCGGUCGAACGCCCCACCUCACUACUCCGCAGUCCGGCUUUGGAUGCCGCUCACUCAUAAUUUUGAGCUACGGCGCAUCGCAACUCUGGCUCCAGAUGUUGUGGUUGCUGCGUUGGUACAUUACGAGUUUCGAGGAGGAAGACAAGGGCAAACAUGCAAAACCUUGGCUCGCGGCGAUCGCGCGGUCGCCUCUGAUGAAUGCCGUCUGGCUGUUCUUGGUAAUACCCGGGGUCCUCCUCGGCGCCCUGAGCAGUAUCGGCGGAACAAUAUUGAUGCUGUUGAACGUUUUGACUAAUUGUCUCUGCGCGAUCCCGACCCGAUACUGGGCCCAGCGGUGGUCGCAUCCCAAGGCACAGUUAUUCGUGGACGACGCGACCAAGGAGCAGGUUGACGCGGCACAAACCUGGUGGUUUCCGGCCGGCAUCGCCGCCGCAGUGUUUAUGGUGGUGGUAGCCUACAUGGGGUGGUGGUAUCAGAAAAGCCUGCGCGAGCGCUUCCGGCACCUGGCGGACAGUAUUGAUUACGUCGACGAAUCCGGGCUGCGGGAGCAGAUCAGACAGCAAAAUGCUCAACGCUAG